UAGUCAUUGGCUUAGUUUCGUGUAUUUACCAUACUUGUUUGGAUUCUUUUGACUAAAAUUAAAACACAAUAAAGGGAUUUUAGCGGUAGCCAGUCAACAGUGAAUUUCGACCUUUUUACAGCUAUUAGCAUAGUUUCGUUAAUUGAACCACAUAACCAACUUUACAACUUUCAAAUCUCCCCCGGUACAUCGAGCACGACACCCACGUUUCAGUGACCGUAGCAACGCGCUAUCCACCAACGCCAUCUAUCUACUCCGCUUUUAUCUAAAAUAGGACGCGUGCGCGACGCUAGGCGUCGAAAGCGCCAGCCCAGAUGGACGCCAGUACUCUCGCAACUAUGGACAAGGAUGCUUUGAAGAAGCAGAUCGAGAAUAUGAAAUACCAGGCGGCAAUGGAGCGGUGGCCACUGUCAAAAUCUAUUGCAGCAAUGCGAGAGUAUGUCGAAGAAAACGAAAAGAACGACCCUCUAAUCCACGCCCCCGAUAAAAAGAAUAACCCUUGGGCGGAGAAAGGAAAGUGCGUCAUCAUGUAGAAUCAACAGCUGAUCUUCGGCUUCCUAGUUAUUAUUUUCCCCUUUCUGAUAAUGAUUUUGCCCAACAUUAACAGUUUGUUGCUUAAUCCGAUAGUAAUUUAUUAGUUCCGAUUCUAGAAGAAUAUGCUCCGGCGCAGCAGUCCAUUCUGACAGUGUACCCAAAAC
Diabrotica balteata is the source of this 698-nucleotide messenger RNA. NCBI's taxonomy places the organism in Eukaryota, Metazoa, Arthropoda, Insecta, Coleoptera, Chrysomelidae. The record is from the annotation of a GenBank genome assembly.